AUGGAGGAGAAACGAUUCAAGUGCGAGGCUUGUAAUAGAGGUUUUAUGACAUCUGCAAUGCUCCUGAUACACCAGAGGAUUCACACUGGGGAGAAACCCUUCAGGUGUGAUGUUUGUGAGAAGGCUUUCACCCAAUCCUCCCAUCUUCUGUCGCACCAGUUGAGUCACACAGGUGAGAAACCAUUCACGUGCGAGUUCUGUGACAAAUCAUUCUCGAACUCAUUGGCCUUCCGCAGACACCAAUGCAUUCACACAGGAGAGAAACCAUUUAAAUGUGUGGUGUGUGACAAAUCAUUUUUGCAGUCCUUGACCCUCCUCAUGCACCAAUGCACUCACAAAAGGGAGAAAGCAUUCACAUACAAGGUGUGUAUCAAAUCAUUCUCGGAUUUAUUGACCCUCCGCAGACACCAACUCAUUCACACAGUGAAACCAUUCAUGUGCAAAGUGUGCCUCAAAUCGUUCCCGGAUUUAGCGAUCUUCCACAAACACGAGCGCAUUCACAAAGGGCAGAAACCGUUCAUCUGUGAGGUUUGUGACAAAUCAUUCUUGCUGGCAGCGAACAUCCGUAGACUAUGCAUUCACACAGGGGAAAAACCAUUCAGGUGCAAGGUGUGUGAGAAAUCAUUCUCGGAUUUAUCAAUCCUCCACAGAUACCAGCGCAUUCACACCAGGGAGAAACCAUUCAUGUGCCAUGUGUGCGACAAAUCAUUCUCGAGGUCAUCGAACUUCCUGUUCCAUCAGAGGAGCCACACUGGCAAGUAA
This is a messenger RNA of Carcharodon carcharias (great white shark), 762 nucleotides long. Its product is annotated as zinc finger protein 454-like. Gene Ontology annotation, biological process: regulation of transcription by RNA polymerase II. Gene Ontology annotation, cellular component: nucleus. The coding region runs from base 1 to 762 and encodes 253 amino acids. The transcript has a single exon. NCBI's taxonomy places the organism in Eukaryota, Metazoa, Chordata, Chondrichthyes, Lamniformes, Lamnidae. The record is from RefSeq and is a predicted model, not a curated record. Gene Ontology annotation, molecular function: DNA-binding transcription activator activity, RNA polymerase II-specific; RNA polymerase II cis-regulatory region sequence-specific DNA binding.